Messenger RNA from Aspergillus pseudoviridinutans, 525 nucleotides. RefSeq names its product putative phosphoglycerate mutase family protein. NCBI's taxonomy places the organism in Eukaryota, Fungi, Ascomycota, Eurotiomycetes, Eurotiales, Aspergillaceae. Bases 1 to 525 code for a protein of 174 amino acids. The record is from RefSeq and is a predicted model, not a curated record. The transcript has 3 exons.
AUGCAUGCCAAAACCAUUCUGGCCUUGGGCCUCAUCAGCGUCGCUGUCUCAGCAGCCAAGCCUACCGUCUACCUCAUCCGUCAUGGUGAGAAGCCCAGCGAUGGAGGUAACGGAUUAAGCGCUCAGGGUCUUGAGCGUGCUCAAUGCCUUCGCACCGUCUUUGGCCGCGCUUCAAGCUACAAUAUUGGAUAUAUUAUGGCUCAAACGCCCAAGAGUGAUGGCAAACGCGCUCGUCCUUACGAGACAGUAGAGCCUCUCGCUGAAGACCUGGGACUGACCGUGGACACAUCUUGUGAUCGCGAUGAUCCGAAGUGUGUCAGAGAUGUGGUCGAGGGUUACACCGGCUCGGGCAAUAUUCUGAUUUGCUGGGAACACGGCGCGUUGACGGACAUCGUCAACCAGUUGGGCGAUGAUAAUGCCCCAACAUAUCCUGAUGACCGGUUCGACUUGAUUUGGACCGAUCCCUACCCCUACUCCGACAUCACGGCACAGACCAGCGAGCAAUGUCCGGGUCUGGACAAUUAA